CGCGGAGCGAGGCCGCCGCCGCCGCGCAGCUGAGGGGGAGCGGGCGCGGAGCGGAGCGCGGCCGGGGCGGCCCGGCUCCAGCCCCCGCAGGAUUUUUGUUGCCAAGAUACUACAGCAAGGAAGAUGAGAAGGUUCUUAAGACCCGGACACGAUCCAGUGCGAGAGAGGCUCAAGCGCGACCUUUUCCAGUUCAACAAGACUGUGGAGCAUGGAUUUCCCCACCAGCCCAGUGCCCUGGGCUACAGCCCGUUUCUCCGUCUCAUGGCCAUUGGGACACGAUCAGGAGCCAUCAAGGUAUAUGGUGCUCCUGGGGUGGAGUUCAUGGGUUUACAUGAAGAAAACAACACUGUAAUGCAGAUUCACUUUAUACCUGAUCAGUGCCAGCUGGUGACACUGCUGGAUGAUAACAGCUUGCACCUCUGGAGCCUGAAGCAGCACGGAGGAACGUCCGAGCUGCGGGAGGAGCAUCGCUUCACCCUCAAAGGGCCACCUGGCUCUCCACCAAGUGCCACCCAGGUAACAGCUGUGCUUCCCCAUUCCUCACGGGAAGUGCUGUACCUGGGCACAGAGAGUGGCAACAUCUUUGUGGUGGAGCUGCCCUCGUUCCGAGUGCUGGAGGACAGGACCAUCACCCCCGAGGCCGUGCUGCAGCGGAUACCAGAAGAUAACUGCAACAGACGAUCCUGUGAACUGGUGGAAGCUCUUCAGGAGCAUCCCAAGAACCCUGACCAGAUCCUAAUUGGAUACAGCAGGGGCUUGAUUGUCCUCUGGGACCUGCAGAAUAACAAAGCAACACACCAUUUCCUGGGCAGCCAGCAACUGGAGAACCUCUACUGGCAGAGGGAUGGCAGUAAAUUCAUUAGUUGUCACUACGAUGGAAGUUACAGCCAGUGGCCAGUAUCCAGUGACAACAGGCAGUCAGAGCCUCUGGAAAACACUGUGCCUUAUGGUCCUUUUCCUUGCAAGGCCAUCUCCAAGAUCUACUGGCAGACAACAAAAAAUGGGCUUCCUUACAUAAUAUUCCAAGGAGGAAUGCCCCGGGCUAGCUAUGGAGACCGGCACAGUAUCUCUGUUAUCCACGGCAGCCAGCAAACAGCCUUUGACUUUACCUCACGGGUGAUAGACUUCUUUAUAAUCUUCAGUUCAGCUCCUGCUGCAGAGUUUGAUGACCCCUCUGCCCUGGUGGUGCUGGCAGAAGAAGAGCUCGUGGUCAUAGACUUGAAAAGUGCAGGCUGGCCAGCAGUGCACCCUCCAUACCUGGCCUCCCUGCACUGCUCAGCCAUCACCUGCUCUCACCACGUCUCCAACAUCCCACUGAAGCUCUGGGAGCGGAUUAUCAGCGCUGGGAGCAAGCAGAACAUUCACUACUCCAGUAUGCCGUGGCCGAUUGAUGGUGGCACCAACAUCGCUCCAGAUCCUCCGCAGAGGGACUUGCUGCUAACAGGCCAUGAGGACGGCACAGUGAGGUUUUGGGAUGCCUCUGGUGUCUGCUUGCACCUUCUCUAUAAGCUGAGCACAGUGAGAGUGUUCCUCACGGAUGCUGAUCCCAAUGACAACAUGAACACCCUGGGGGAGGAUGAAUGGCCUCCCCUCCGCAAGGUUGGUACCUUCGAUCCUUACAGUGAUGAUCCAAGACUUGGGAUCCAGAAGAUCUACCUGUGUAAAUACAGUGGAUACUUGGCUGUAGCUGGUACAGCAGGACAGGUCUUCACAUUGCCCAAGGUCAGCUCCAAACUGAAGCUCAAGCUGACAGCCCUGGAGGGCUGCAGGGUUCGGAAGGUGACAGUUGCCAACUUUGGCAGCUGCAAGACUGACGAUUACAGCGAGAACGACCUGGCAGUGCUGACCAACCUGGGAGACAUCCAGAUCAUCUCCCUGCCCUUCCUCAAGCUGCAGAUCCGCUACCCCUGCAUCCGCAAGGAGGAUGUGAGCGGCAUUGCAUCCUGUGUCUUCACCAAAUAUGGCCAAGGUUUCUAUCUGAUCUCGCCCUCGGAGUUUGAGAGGUUUUCCCUUUCCACCAAAUGGUUGGUGGAGCCCCGGUGCAUCGUGGACAUGCCAGAAGUGACAAGCAACAACCACGUGCACAAGUCUGGCACAGAGAAUGCUGCAAGGAAAUCCAGGGGACCAGGAAUGAGUCCAGGUGACUGUGGAGAAGAUGAAAGGAAGUCUGGGAGGCUGAUGGAACAUGCCUUACUCAAUGACGAAAAAGUGCUGAAGGAGAUCCAGAGUACUCUGGAGGGGGGCAGAGGGAGCUAUGCAGAAAAAAAUUCGGCAAGAAGUCCACUAGGACAUGGACUAAGUAAUGGAGGAGCAGAUUGACCAGAACUCACGGAGGACACCGUGGCAUUGGAUCGAGUGCCAUAACACUACUGAGUGGGCAAACCGUCCCUGGGGAGAAGGCACCAGUGCUGCCAGCAGCCAGGCUGGGGAGCUGCAGCCCAGUGCUGUGCUUCUGCCUCUGCCUCCCCUCUAGUGCCUCUUGGAGACCUCUCCUGCUGGAGCCCACCUUGCUUUAGCACAGCAAUGGAUGCCAGGUCUGAUGCACCACAAGCCUCUGAGUACAUCUAACAUUCAAAUGUUUGCACAUUUCUCUUUUCUACUGGGCUGGGUUUUAAAUUAUAAAUGUUUUACUGCCUUGGUGCAGGAUUUUAAUAAACGCACACUGUUACCUCCAACAAUUAUUUUUUGUACAUUUUUUAAAAAAAUCUUAUGGGUAUUUCAGUUUUAACAGAAACAUUUAGAAAUUUACUUUAAGAAAAAAAAAACAUUAAGUAAUAUAUGCUAGAUUCCUGUGACUGCUGUAUGUGGUAUCUGAAUGAGUAAUUUUGGGGUUUGUUUGUUAUGGUACUGUUAACUGGCUUUAUGGAUUUGGGUAGAAUCUAUUUUUGUAGCCAUUCAAAUCGGAGGAAAACUAAUUGAAUUUGAUUUUUGUUUCAACACUACAUUGCUUUUUUUUUUUUUCAAUAAAACUCUGA
This is a messenger RNA of Pyrgilauda ruficollis (rufous-necked snowfinch), 2975 nucleotides long. RefSeq names its product LLGL scribble cell polarity complex component 2 (gene LLGL2). Lineage: Eukaryota; Metazoa; Chordata; Aves; Passeriformes; Passeridae. The transcript is spliced from 21 exons. Gene Ontology annotation, biological process: regulation of establishment or maintenance of cell polarity; regulation of Notch signaling pathway; regulation of protein secretion. The coding region runs from base 124 to 2319 and encodes 731 amino acids. The record is from RefSeq and is a predicted model, not a curated record. Gene Ontology annotation, cellular component: plasma membrane; cytoplasm; cortical actin cytoskeleton. Gene Ontology annotation, molecular function: GTPase activator activity; myosin II binding.